ACUGGAACGCCGAAAUGACCUUUAUUGGAGUAUUUUGACAAGUAGUUACCGUGGCGCCGACUCCAACUGUCGUGUCAUUAAUGUCUACCUGCUGUUACAACUGUUAAUAAGCGAGGUUGUAAUAUUUAAAUUGAUCCCGUGGAGACGGGCAGCUGUCCACUCAGGAUGGGAGGAAAUGGGAGCAAAGCGAAGACUGUAUCUUUCAGGCUGGACGAACACGAGAAGGUCACAGUAGUUGAAGGAGUGAAGCUUACUGAGAAUGUCCUCCGGCGGAUGAGGGAAUCUCCUGGUUCGGAAAGAGCUUGGCCUUUGCCACCUGCUGCAGACAGUCAAAAGACAUCACCGAGUUCAAAAUCUGCAGAAGCAUCUUCACAUACACAGGAAGAGAUGCGUAAAAACUAUGAGCGUCAACAGGCUCUGGUGCAGGAGCAGCUGGCCAAACUCAACCUGAGGGAGAGAGAGACUUCAGCCAUCAAAGACAUGGAUAAGAGCAGCUCUCCUGGCUACGUAAGAAAAUGGAGAACCCAGGAAGAGCAUGAAAACAGCAAGUUACUGCCAGCAGAUUUGGAUGCGUGGGCUAGACUGUUGGAGCGAAAAGAACAGGAGCUGGCCACAAUCCAGAGUUUCUACAAAGAGCAAUUAGAAAUAAUGGAGAAAAAAAACCUUCAGAACUACAAGCAGACAGCUGAAGAGUACUUUGAGGCUGCAGCUAAAACUGGAGAGCGGAUACGGCCCCGUUACAUUGCAACCAUGUGCACUGAGCUGCAGUCCAAAGUGCUUCAAUGCUAUAAAGAAAACCCAAAGCAGACACUGCACUGCUCCAGACUGGCUCAGCAGUACAUGAACUGUGUUCAGCAAGGGAAGAAGCAGUACAGUGGCACAGCUUCCUGUAACUCGUCUUCUGGAGCAGCCUGUUUGAGCGCUGUGACAAAUCAUGGCUGAGAAACGCAGGAAUAGCUGGAAUGAGGGGUGCAGUGAAGCAACGAAGAAACAAACAUCAAAUCAAAUCCGUCCAUUUCUUCUUCUUCUAAAUCAACUUUACUUAUCUGUCCACACAUCUGUUUGGCCACCAAUAUGUAUUAACCAGCAUUUCUCACUUUUUUUUUGUCUUUGUUUUCUUUUUCUGAAUAUAACAUGUGUUGAUUUAAUGCCAAGUUGUGCCAGAGCUCGUUCUAAAAUAAAUUCUCAUAAUCCGGUGGUGA
This is a messenger RNA of Poecilia reticulata (guppy), 1202 nucleotides long. It is a transcript of the gene chchd6b, whose product is annotated as coiled-coil-helix-coiled-coil-helix domain containing 6b. Gene Ontology annotation, cellular component: mitochondrion; MICOS complex. The record is from RefSeq and is a predicted model, not a curated record. NCBI's taxonomy places the organism in Eukaryota, Metazoa, Chordata, Actinopteri, Cyprinodontiformes, Poeciliidae. Gene Ontology annotation, biological process: inner mitochondrial membrane organization.